CUCCACCACAUCAACACCCCUACCACUAUCACUACCACUAUCACCUGAACUCCACCACCACCUCAGCAACACCAAAAACAACAAUCAGAACACCAGCAUCACCAACACUACCACUACUACCACCUCCACAACCACCACCCUUUACAAUUACAAGAACCCCUCCAUUAAAUUACUACCAUCACAACAUCACCAGUACUACCCCACACCACCACAACCACCAUCACCAGAAAUAACCACCACCACCACCACCACCACCACCACCACCACCACCACCACCACCACCACCACCACCACCACCACGCUCCCACACUCCUCCCACAAACAAUUACCGUCUAAAUUGGUGAUGUACCAAAUCUUGUACAUGGUACUUUGCCUGUUUAAAAUAUACCCAAGUUCUGAGAGUGAACAUCGUUAUGCGUGUUCACCUUGAUACCGAAGACCGGGAGUGAACACCUCUGCUAUCAACGUUCACCUUGAGCCUACGUAAACCUUCUACGUGGAUGCCUUGCAAAGAUCUUGCCUAUGUGAGUUUCAGCCACUAAACACGUAAACUCCAAGUAUAUUACAUCUAAAUUCGCAGCCGAGAACGAAAAAAAGUGGGAAAAUUAUUCCUUGCGCAAGUGCUAUGCAGGCGAGAAGUCAUAUGGUGGUUCUGGUGGCAGUGCUGACAUCUGUAUCUCUACCGAGGGAUGUGGUGAGUGAGAGUGAGGGUUCUCCUGCUGAAGGUGACGACGUUGGAAGUGAGGCUGGUACAACGUUCCCUCUCGAAACAACGAACUCGACUGAUGGUGACCUUGAUUCCUCCCGACCCGAGGAAGCCAACAAUAGCAUUCUCCAAGAUGAUAGGUACAUUUACGAAGUAGUGGGACCAUCAGUGACUGAGAAUAAUAUGGCAGUGACAAUGGAAAAUAUUUCCACUGUCUUAGUGAAUGGAGUCUUGCAUUACGACAUCGCACAGGCGACGACAACCAGGCUGAUCCUGGGUACGAACGACACGGUUGCGAGGGGAGUCACUUCGACAUCUCAUGAGCCAUGCCUUGUGAGGGACCUCGUCAUCGAAGCUCAGUAUAACCUUCACAAAAACAUCUCCAACUGUAAACUGCAAAGCCUCUCAAUUAAAGGUGGAGAGUGGUGGUGUAGGAAGGAGUUGGUGUGGGUGAGGAACGCUGCUGAGGAGGUGAACACUGAGGAAGUUGUCUGUGAAAACAUCUGGUGCCACGGAAAGCGGAACAAAACUUACUUCCACUACUUUAAGUGCCCGUUCCUGGAAGGUCUAGACAUCGUCAAACAGUUCGUAAGUUUUUUGUGCUUGUCAGUGGACUUGCAAGUGGUAUUACAAACAGGAAUAAUAGAGAGAGUCAUUGUCCAUUGCGAGAAUGCCAACCUGACCGACUCUUCUCUGCCCGAAUUCCCGAUAAACACCACCGACCUCAGAUUGGACUUCAACAAGUUACGGUCAACGACGAAGCUGUUUGAGAGAACCAAGAACCAGGAGAAAUUAGAGGUCCUUUCUCUGAUUGCUAAUAAGAUCGAUACUUUCCCGGUGCUUGAAUCUUCCUUCUUCCCAAAACUUGAGCACGUCUACUUGCAAGGAAAUAACAUAAAAGAGAUGGACACGGAUGGCUUGCUGCAACUGCUGGGCAGAAAAGGUCUUAACAUCGAGCUGAGCGACAAUCCUUGGACGUGUGACUGUAAACUUUACCAGCUUAACGUGGGUACCCAUAUAGCGAAACUUGCACACACAGACACACACACACACAUCAUAUUAUUAAUAAUUAAUGUUAUGGUUAUAAUAAUUAUCCCUGUGGUGUUAAAAGUGAGUUGUAGCUGUCAGAACAUAUGCACUAAUUUACCGCCUCUCGCCCAGGAUACAAUACCUCUUAGGUUCCUGAGUGGUGAAGUUUGCCCAGAGACGUCCUUCGCACUUUCCACAGAUGACUGUUUGAUCUUCCUUAAUGUGGUUUUAGGAUUAUUGAAUAUCCUUAUGUUCUACUUCGUUGUGGACCUGGUGCUCAUCCUGGUGAAUUUCCAGGGGACCAGAAGUUCUCAGAGGCCUAAAGUGGACAUUGUUGUAUGUGGGAUGAAACGUUUCUAUUCGCACGCCUACAGACGUCUGGAUGACAAGGAGUUGCAGAAGCAGGAGGAGAAGGAGUACAGGAACUUGAGCUAUAGGAACUGUUAUAGAGAGUCAUUUUCCGUGAGGAGAAGAACUCCUCGCCCUAGCAUGGAGUAUGGCAUGGGAUGAUUUGUGUAGGUACAGUGUUAUAACGUGACUACAAAGAUGUAGCUGCAGUAACAGAGUUAUGCUCAUCGUACCCCAUUUACUGUUUUAAAUCUGCUUUUACCUGGAUGAAGUCAUUUAAUGAAGUCACAUAUAUGUACUUGAUGAGAAGAAACUUCAGAAAAAACUUCAGCUCGGCUGUAGAUUAAAAUCUUCAGGUUAUUUACCAGGUUUAAUUUACAUCAACUGCUGAAUUU
This is a messenger RNA of Cherax quadricarinatus, 2478 nucleotides long. The record is from RefSeq and is a predicted model, not a curated record. Lineage: Eukaryota; Metazoa; Arthropoda; Malacostraca; Decapoda; Parastacidae.